AUGGUGCCACGGACAGCACUGGUUGUCCACCGUGGUGCUGAGGAGCCGCCCUCUAGUAUUCAGGAGUUGCCGCUCGUGAACUAUAGCAAGGCGCCAAGCCAGCCUGUGCUUUUGAACCACGAAAGAGUUGACUAUGGCCCGCUGAGAGGCUGGUGUGAGGCUAUUGAGCGCUUCCGAGACUAUCCGAUGGACGAACUACAGCAACUGAAGAGCGGGGGGCCGGAUGUGCUGCCGGUCCGCGUCAUCGAUUGUCACGAGCACGAGAUCGUAUCCGUACAGGAACCCCUCGACUACUUCGCGUUGAGUUACGUCUGGGGCCCGGCGUCGGUGGCGGCGCAAGACCCCGCGCCUCCUGGAAAAUCGCUUCCUGAGCAUCUGCCCGCUACGGUCGAGGAUGCCAUGACAGUGGUCAAGCAACUGGGCUACCGCUAUCUGUGGGUGGAUAGAUACUGCUUGGACCAGAGCGACACGGCCGAGUUCCAAGCGCAACUGAACCAGAUGGCCGACAUCUACAGGCAUGCUUUGGCGACCAUCAUCGCAGCGGCCGGCGAUAGCGCCGACUACGGGCUGCCUGGGGUGAGCAUCAGGGCUAGAGCCAGACAGCCUCGGAUCAGAAUUGGGGCCUACACUCUGUGGUCAUCCAUGACAGAUCCUCGCAAGGUCGUGCGUGAGACUAAGUGGAUGACCCGAGCCUGGACGUACCAGGAAGGUGUCUUCUCGGCGAACUGGAUCGCCUUCACCGACGAGCAGGUCUUCUUCCAACGGUCGAACAGAGAGUUGGCCAACCAAGAGAGGUGGUGGAAGGUCUCGUGCGAGAUGUUUCCCCAAGGGGGGCUUGGUGCCGCCGUUAACUGCCCAUUGCUGGCCAUGUUCGACAACGUCUGGAACAAUGCAGGGGAUAUUCACAGGCAACUUAUGAGGUACACAGCUCGGGACCUGACCUAUCAAUCGGACAGCAUCAAAGGCAUGUUGGGUCUGGUGAAACGAUGCGGAGUCGGCCCGUAUCCCAUCAACCACUAUCUCGGAGUUCCAGUCCUGGGACCUUUGAUUAAUCACCGAAAAGCUAUAGGACGGGACCCGAGUCGAACUUGGACGUUGACCGAAGCAUUCUUGGUGAGUAUGUUCUGGAAAUCUGAGGGCCCCGGACCUCGUAGACCAGAGUUCCCUUCCUGGUCAUGGGCCGGGUGGAGAGCAGUCUACGCAGCACCCAGCCAUGGAUUAUUGCAUCUCGGGCUGUCAUUCCAGAGCGCUGUUGGUUUCAAACUAUCAGUCCGAGUGGCCGAAGGUUUGCUCGACUGGGAGGCCAUGUGCCGUGCCAAAGACUGGGACCUGUACGAAGACAUCAGUCUCCUGCCACAUGAGCUAUACCUACAGGCUCCAACGGUUCCCCUAACAGUCUGUCGAGACCCAAGGUCCAAACUGGCUUCCUGGGCAUCGGGAACAGCUGCACACGCAGCGGACCCAGAGACUAUGAAGUUUUGCGCGAUAUUCCAAGAGGCCGACUGCGACGUAUUGACUGAGGUCAGCUUGGUGGAUGCCGGGGUGGAACAAAGGAUCAUGGACACAGGCUCCAUCUCUCUGAAAGGCAUCCUCCUUCGUCAGAGGAAGGAGGGGAUGGUCGAGAAGCCCUAUUACCACGACCAAGUUAUCUGCUGUGUCCUGGUCGUCCUCGAGGGCCAGGACGGGGCCACUCGGGUGGGGAGUCUGGAGCUUCGUCCUGAGAAUUACUUUGUUCGCUGGAAGAGCAACGUCCAGCAUCGGGGUGCGAAAGAAGGUCACACCUGGGUGGCUGGGCAGUCGAAGCCGUACGUGGAGUGUGAUGAGUGUCGGCAGCGGGCAUUUCGGAGCAUUGUCGAUGGUCGGAAAGAGGAGACUAUCAAGCUGAAAUGA
This is a messenger RNA of Anthostomella pinea, 1890 nucleotides long. NCBI's taxonomy places the organism in Eukaryota, Fungi, Ascomycota, Sordariomycetes, Xylariales, Xylariaceae. The record is from the annotation of a GenBank genome assembly.